UAACGCUAGUCUGAUUCCCUCUCGCUUGCCUCCUCUACUACUGUGUGGUUCCCUGCUGUUCUAAAACUAAACACACUCCUGUUUUGUUCCUUCCCACACUUACCUCGAGUCCCCCUCUCUUUAUUUUGUUCCUUCAUCUUGACCAUGGAGGUGCGGGAGCACUCCUUUUUGUUGAUGGGUUUGCUUGUAUUUCUUGGAAUGCAGGUUCAUUUGGCAAUGGCAGAGUGCCCCUUAGAUUUGAGUGGAUCAAACUUCACUCUAGUAGGCUCUCUGUGCUCUAAUAAAGAUGACAGAGGAAAGUGUUGCCGCUAUAUCAAUGCUUUCAUUGCAGUCUCCAUUGCUCGCUAUGCAAAUGCAACUGGCAACCUUGGGGUUACGUCAAAUUUGUCUGGCAUCUGCCUCCAUUCCGUAUCACAAUCAAUGGAUUUGUAUGGAGUUUCAAGAAAUGCUACGGUUUUCUGUGGUUUUGGGACAAAAAUUCCUGUCAAUUAUGACUGUAGGGGUCGAACAAAUGUCACACAGAUACUGCAGUCUCCAAAAUUUAUGGAUGUCACAGAAAAUUGCAAACUGCCUCUUUCAAAGGAAAGUGAUUGUAGGAAAUGUUUAAAUGCUGCUAUUGUAUACCUCCAUCAUUUGGUAGGAGCAGAAGAUAACAUGACUUUGAGUACUUGCCGUGAUGCAACUUUUGCUGCACUUGCAAGCCAACUUGACUAUGGUUCAGCUGUUGACCUUGCAAGCUGCUUCUUUCAGGUUCAAGGGCUUAACAUCCCCCCAGAAUCUUCUCCAUCUUUGGUGGCCCCUGAGACUUCUCCAAGUCCCUUGGUAGCUGCUAGCCCAAGCCAACUCAUGAUAGGUGGAACUCAAAAUGGACAAAAUAGAACUCACCAUUCCUAUCACCUGACCUUAAUUCCUGGCAUUGGUAUUGCAGUUACAGCAACUGCUUUUAUGAUGUUAAUAGUCUUGGUAGUUCUUAUUUGUAGGAAAAGCAGAGAGCUAGAGUAUUCUGGGAAUACGGAUAAGCCCUCUAUGAAAUCUUUUCCUCCUCCCCAGUCUAUACGAAAAUUUCAGGAAGGUUCUUCAUCAAUGUUACAAAAAUUCGGCUACAAGGAGACAAAGAAGGCAACUGAUAAUUUUAGCACAGUAAUUGGACAAGGGGGCUUCGGAACUGUCUACAAAGCUCAAUUUAGUGAUGGUUCAAUUUUGGCAGUGAAGUGGAUGAACAAAGUUUCAGAGCAAGGGGAGGAUGAAUUCUGCAGAGAGUUAGAGCUUCUUGCUAGAUUGCAUCAUCGUCAUCUGGUAGCUCUGAGAGGCUUUUGCAUAAAAAAAUGUGAGAGGUUUCUCAUGUAUGAGUAUAUGGAAAAUGGAAGCUUAAAGGAUCAUCUCCAUUCACCAGGAAGGGCACCUCUGAGUUGGCGGACAAGAAUCCAAAUUGCCAUUGACGUGGCUAAUGCCCUGGAAUACCUUCAUUUUUAUUGUGAUCCACCUUUAUGCCAUAGAGAUGUUAAGUCGAGCAACAUUUUACUAGAUGAGAAUUUUGUUGCAAAGAUUGCAGAUUUUGGCCUUGUACAUGCUUCAAAAGAUGGUUCUGUUUGCUUUGAACCAGUAAAUACUAAUAUUCGAGGAACUCCAGGUUAUAUGGAUCCUGAAUAUGUGGUCACUCACGAGCUCACAGAGAAAAGUGAUGUAUACAGCUAUGGUGUGCUACUGUUGGAGAUUGUGACUGCAAGACGGGCAAUACAGGACGGCAAGAAUUUGGUUGAGUCAACCCAAAUGUUGAUGGCCUCAGAAUCUAGAUUAUCCGAGUUAGUGGAUCCCCGUAUAAAGGACACCUUUGACAUAGAACAGCUUCAGACGGUUGUGAAAAUUGUGAGAUGGUGCACUCAGAGAGAAGGGCAGGCCAGGCCUUCAAUCAAACAGGUCCUUAGAAUAUUGUAUGAGAGUUCAGACCCAAUGCAUAAUGGCUUCAUACAAGCUGUGGAAGAUGAAGAAUAUGAAGAAACUGAUGGUCGGCCAACAACAAGUAAAGGGAAAAUGCACAGGAGUGACCCGAUUUUUCAUAGUGGGGAUGGAAGAUAUCUUGCUUCUUCGUCAAGUACAUCCAGGUCAUAUUGUAGUCGAAGCUUUUUACUUGAAACUGGCUCUCCUCAAUCUCCUCCCAAUUUGCUCUCUCUUUGAAGCUCACAAAAAUUUCUCUUUUGGAUGAUAUGAGCAGAAAGACUGUAGCCUAAUGCUAUGAUGAGAAGCUAUGGACUGUGCCGUUUAUCAUCUUUGUGAAGUAAAAGUUUUCCUAUUACUUAAAACUAUUCCAAGGUUGUUCCUGUGAAAAGGAAAAAGAAAACUUCUUGGAAAUGUGAGGCAUUGAUAUAUAUAGUUUUUCAGUUGUUUGAUGAUAUGUACCCUGAUACUGCAACUGAUUGUAAGGAUUUUGAUUGAAUGGUUUGUUUUGUUUCAUACAA
This is a messenger RNA of Mangifera indica (mango), 2456 nucleotides long. Its product is annotated as probable receptor-like protein kinase At1g49730. Gene Ontology annotation, biological process: protein phosphorylation. The transcript is spliced from 9 exons. Gene Ontology annotation, molecular function: ATP binding; protein kinase activity. The record is from RefSeq and is a predicted model, not a curated record. The coding region runs from base 145 to 2175 and encodes 676 amino acids. Lineage: Eukaryota; Viridiplantae; Streptophyta; Magnoliopsida; Sapindales; Anacardiaceae.